AUGGCCAGCCAGCCAGCAGAGGACACGGCAGAGUCGCAGGUCUCAGAUGAGCUCGAGUGCAAGAUCUGCUACAACCGGUACAACCUGAAGCACAGGAAGCCCAAAGUGCUGGAAUGUUGCCACAGGGUUUGCGCCAAGUGCCUCUACAAGAUCAUCGACUUUGGGGACUCCCCUCAGGGGGUCAUCGUGUGUCCCUUCUGCCGGUUCGAGACCUGCCUCCCUGAUGACGAAGUCAGCAGCCUCCCAGAUGACAACAACAUCCUGGUGAACUUGACUUGCAAAGGCAGGAAGUGUCUGCCGGAGAACCCCACCGAGCUGCUGCUGACCCCUAAAAGACUGGCCUCCCUGGUGAGUCCUUCGCACACGUCCUCCAACUGCCUGGUCAUCACCAUCAUGGAGGUGCAGCGCGAGAGCUCCCCGUCCCUCAGCUCCACGCCUGUGGUGGAGUUCUAUCGACCUGCCAGCUUCGACUCUGUCACCACCGUGUCACACAACUGGACCGUGUGGAACUGCACGUCCCUGCUCUUCCAGACGUCCAUCCGGGUGCUGGUCUGGCUGCUGGGCUUGCUAUACUUCAGUUCCUUGCCUUUAGGGAUUUACUUACUGGUGUCUAAGAAAGUGACCUUAGGGGUCGUCUUUGUCAGCCUUGUCCCCUCCAGCCUGGUGAUCCUCAUGGUGUACGGCUUUUGCCAAUGCGUCUGUCAUGAAUUUCUAGACUGUCUGGCACCUCCCUCCUAA
This is a messenger RNA of Elephantulus edwardii (Cape elephant shrew), 738 nucleotides long. It is a transcript of the gene RNF182, whose product is annotated as ring finger protein 182. NCBI's taxonomy places the organism in Eukaryota, Metazoa, Chordata, Mammalia, Macroscelidea, Macroscelididae. The record is from RefSeq and is a predicted model, not a curated record. The transcript has a single exon. The coding region runs from base 1 to 738 and encodes 245 amino acids.